Messenger RNA from Alligator mississippiensis (American alligator), 9394 nucleotides. It is a transcript of the gene SCUBE1, whose product is annotated as signal peptide, CUB domain and EGF like domain containing 1. Lineage: Eukaryota; Metazoa; Chordata; Crocodylia; Alligatoridae. The coding region runs from base 84 to 3149 and encodes 1021 amino acids. The transcript is spliced from 23 exons. The record is from RefSeq and is a predicted model, not a curated record. Gene Ontology annotation, biological process: signal transduction. Gene Ontology annotation, cellular component: cell surface. Gene Ontology annotation, molecular function: calcium ion binding.
CGCGUCAGUGUCUCCGGCUCCCUUCUGCUAGUCCCGGGCGCGUCUCUUAUCAAAGCCGCGCACCAGCUGCAUUGCAUCCUAUCAUGAACAUGGGGACUGUUUGCUUGCCGCGGUGGGACUUUUGUUUGCUGGUCGCCCUAUUCUCCACGGGCAGGCUUGCGGGGGGCAGCGGGGUCCCAGAUGUGGAUGAAUGUGCAGAGGGGACAGACGACUGCCACAUUGAUGCCAUUUGUCAGAACACACUGAAAGCCUACAAAUGUAUCUGUAAACCGGGUUACAAAGGCGAGGGGAAACAAUGUGAAGACAUUGAUGAGUGUGAAAAUGACUUCUACAAUGGGGGUUGUGUCCAUGAGUGUAUCAACAUCCCAGGAAACUACAGAUGUAUGUGCUACGAUGGAUUCAUGUUGGCUCAUGAUGGCCACAACUGUCUUGAUGUUGAUGAAUGUCUCAGUAACAAUGGAGGGUGUCAACAGAUUUGUGUGAAUACAAUGGGCAGCUAUGAAUGUCAAUGCAAAGAGGGGUUUUUCCUGAGUGAUAAUCAACACACCUGCAUCCACCGCUCCAUUGAGGGUAUGAACUGUAUGAACAAAGAUCACGGGUGUGCACAUAUCUGCCGGGAGACGCCCAAAGGUGGGGUUGCCUGUGAAUGUAGGCCUGGCUUUGAACUUGCCAAAAACCAGAAGGACUGCAAAUUAACCUGUAACUAUGGGAAUGGAGGCUGCCAACACACCUGUGAUGACACAGAUACUGGUCCUGUGUGUGGUUGUCAUCAGAAGUAUGCCCUGCACUCAGACGGUCGAACAUGCAUUGAGAAGGAUGAGGCUGCAAUUGAGAGUUCUGAGUACAAUGCCACGUCAGUAGCUGAUGUGGACAAGCGGGUGAAACGGCGGCUACUUAUGGAAACAUGUGCUGUCAAUAAUGGAGGUUGUGACCGUACUUGCAAGGAUACAGCGACAGGGGUACGUUGCAGUUGUCCAGUUGGAUUUACCUUGCAGCCUGAUGGAAAAACAUGCAAAGACAUUGAUGAGUGCUUGGUAAACAAUGGUGGCUGUGAUCACUUCUGCCGAAAUACUGUUGGCAGCUUUGAAUGCAGCUGUCAGAAAGGCUACAAACUACUAACAGAUGAACGAACCUGCCAAGAUAUAGAUGAGUGCUCAUUUGAAAGGACCUGUGAUCAUACCUGCAUCAACUACCCAGGAAGUUUUGAAUGUCUCUGUCACAAAGGCUACACGUUGUAUGGAAUGACACAUUGUGGAGAUGUUGAUGAAUGCAGCAUCAGCAAUGGUAGCUGUGACUAUGGGUGCAUUAACACAAUGGGAAGCUAUGAGUGCAUCUGUCCACUUGGAAAGAAACUACACUGGAAUAAAAAGGACUGUGUUGAGAUGGUGAAAUGCCUCACAAAUGCCAAGCCAGCUCCCCAGGCUCAGCUAGCCUGCAGUAAAUCAGGGGGAAUAGAAAGCUGCUUCUUGUCAUGCCCAUCCAACACACUCUUUGUUCCAGAUUCAGAGAAUAGUUAUACACUGAGUUGUGGAGUUCCAGUACAACAAGGCAAGGCCCAGCAAAAGCGCAAUGCAACACUGCCUACUUGUGCAGAUUCCUUAGCCCCACCAAUCAAGCAAAAAGCUCGCUUCAAAAUUAAAGAUGCAAAGUGCCAUUUACAGCCUCGCAGCAAAGAAAAAAAUAAAGGUUCUGGGAAGCAAACUCAUAUUGGAGGUCAAUUCCCUUGUACAGACAACUGUCAGGUGACCUUUGUGAAUCUGAAGUGUGAUUCCUCCAAGAAAAAACGCAGAGGCCGCAAGUCACCCUCCAAAGAAGUGUCUCAUAUCACUGCUGAGUUUGAAGUGGAGAUGAAAUCAGAGGAAGUCUCAGACACCUGUAACAUUGACUGUGUGCGGAAACGAAUGGAGCAGAACCUGCAAACUGCAAUCAAAACAUUGAGGAAAUCUAUUAACAAACAGCAAUUUUACGUUCAGUUUUCUGGGACAGAAUAUGAAGUGGCUCAGAAGCCAGCUAAGGCUACUGAAGGACAUGAAGCAUGCAAUACAGGUCAAGUGCUGCAGGAUGAAAAAUGUGUUACCUGCAACACGGGCGCCUAUUAUAGCGGAGAGCAUAAUCAGUGCAUUCCUUGCUCACCAGGAACAUACCAAGACACAGAAGGUCAACUUACCUGUGAACCUUGCCCAAGUAACGAUGGACAGGGCAUAACAGGCGCACGGAAUGUAUCAGAAUGUGGAGGACAGUGUUCUCCUGGAUACUACUCUUCAGAUGGCUUUAAGCCGUGCAGGGUAUGCCCUCUUGGUACAUAUCAGCCUGAAUCAGGAAGGACCCUCUGUUUUCCCUGUGGUGGUGGGCUAGCAACAAAGUACGAAGGUGGUGUUUCAUUUCAGGACUGUGAAACAAAAGUGCAUUGUUCUCCUGGCCAUUAUUACAACUCCACGACGCACAGAUGUAUCAGAUGUCCUGUUGGAACCUACCAACCUGACUUUGGUCAGAACUACUGCAUAACCUGCCCUGGGAAUACAAGUACAGAUUUUGAUGGCUCUACUAAUGUUACACACUGUAAAAACCAGCACUGUGGAGGGGAACUUGGAGAUUAUACAGGCUAUAUUGAAUCUCCAAACUACCCUGGAGAUUACCCAGCUAAUGUUGAAUGCACUUGGAAUAUAAACCCACCUCCCAAAAGGCGAAUACUCAUUGUAGUUCCAGAGAUAUUCCUUCCAAUAGAAGAUGAGUGUGGUGAUGUUUUAGUAAUGAGAAAAAGUGCCUCUUCUUCUUCAAUUACUACAUAUGAAACCUGUCAGACAUAUGAGAGACCAAUAGCAUUUACCUCCAGAUCACGAAAACUCUGGAUUCAGUUCAAAUCUAAUGAAGGAAACAGUGGCAAGGGAUUUCAAGUCCCCUAUGUGACUUAUGAUGAGGAUUACCAACAGCUGAUAGAAGACAUUGUUCGAGAUGGACGAUUAUAUGCAUCAGAAAAUCAUCAAGAAAUUUUAAAAGACAAGAAAUUGAUCAAAGCCCUCUUUGAUGUAUUGGCACAUCCUCAAAAUUAUUUCAAGUACACAGCACAAGAGUCAAAGGAGAUGUUCCCAAGAUCAUUUAUAAAGCUACUGCGAUCAAAAGUUUCCAGAUUUCUACGACCAUACAAAUAGUUUUCUAGUGAUUUUCAGUUUUGGAUUAUUUUGCAUUCCUGUCAAAUAUUGUAUUUUCUUCCACAGUAGAAACAUUUGCUAAUUUGAAGGCUCUUUUUUGCAGUCUUUAUUGUCAGUUGUAUGUUGAAGAAUGACUAUAAUGGUUUAUAAUUGUUAAAAACCAGUAUUCUGAAUGGGAUUUUUACUUCAAAGAAGAAUACUUGUGGAUCCUUGAGUGCAUCCAAUUGAAGAUCUAAAUUUGUGUCUGCACUAGUGUGUUUUCAUCUUUCAUGUGAAAAUAUCUGUUUUAGAAAAUAUUUUUUCUAAGGCUUUUAUUUUCUAGCAAAAUAGAUUUCUUCUAAGCAAAAAAGAAACCUAUUCAACCUGGUCAAAGAAACUACCUGCAAAUAAUUAUUGUUAUAGAAAGGAGUAUGUAGUAUAAAUUAUGUUUGGAUUUUGAAUUGCACUUGAACUUUAUAUUUGAAAUUUUAGAAGAAAGCAAAACAAUCUACAUUUUGUUAUUUCCCAUUUGUGUUUUUGUGGAAAUGAUGUUCUAGUAUAAACCAAAAAAGAAAAAGGAAAAAAAAAAGGAAAUGGAUGUAUAAUUUUGUUCUAUGGAUUACACAAGAUUGAAUCCCAUGUCUUAUUAUUUUAUCUGCCCUAUUUUAACCCUCUUUAAAGGUCUACCACUGUUCAGAACCUGCUGCUGCAGAUACAGUUUUGGAACUUUACAUGCCAUUUGGUCUCUUUGAAGACUUUUACAAUAGGAUGGAUGAGAAACAAAGAACAACAAAACUAGUAGUCCACUUUUUCUUUCCCUUGAUAGAGCAUCUAAUUAAGUACAAUAUAUAAAUAUAUACUUCUAUUUGUGGAUGCUUUAGUAAUAUUAUCGUUAGUUACUGUAAAUAUCACUCAUGCUUAAGUCUUUACUCCCAUGCACGGUAUUUACUUGUAUCUAUUUGUAUCUUCGCUUAGAUGAUUAGAUGACUUCUCCACUUGCUUGUAAAUUCUCUGAAUCCCAAACUAAAGCAUGUUGGAAUUUUCUGAUGCAUCAUUUUCACCUAGACAAUCUUUUAAGUCUAAAUUAUUCAGUGGAAGGUUCAGAUAUUUUAGUUAACAUGGAGUUCCUUAUUUUGCUUCCUACUUCCUGUAUCUCAUUCAGCAAGGGAUCCUGCUAUUGCUCCUUUUGCUGGCAGUCUUUAUAUCAAAGUCAGUGGGAUUUACUCAUAAAGAAUGGCACUGAUACAACUCCAGGAAGGAUUAAUUUUUUACAUCAGAUCUGCCAUCUUUAAAUAAGUUUGUAUCAUAUCUGCCAACUCUCUAAAAGAAAAAAAUAGAGCAAAUUUUUCUGAAAUUCAUUUGAAAUAUUUUCAAAUUCAUUAAUUAAAUAUCCACUAGGAGACAGAUCCUGUAUUGCUUGGAGACCAAAAACUUCCUGUUAAUGACAUGACAGCUUUACACCUACAAUACCCAUUUGUCUUGUAGGAGCGUAAGAAAUGCCAUACAAGAUUAGAUCACUGGUUCAUCCUGUCUCACAGAAUGACAGUUACCUAGUGCUUAGGCAGAAGGUGAAGGGCCUUGUAAUUUAGUUUUGUGCCAUAGUAGUCGAUUUCUGUGAGAGACUGCAUAUUUAUUUUUGUUAGCACCACAGCCAUUUCAUUCUUUAAGUCCUUCAGGAUUCCUUGGAAACAUGUCACUUGGGCCUGGUGACUUUGUAAUUUACCUACUUAUUUCACCAUCUUCCCUUUAAUCCCUCCUCUUUAUUACCUGAUAAAAGUAAGCAUCACUGCAGUGUUCUGUGCAGAGGCAAAUGCUAAGACGUCACUACAGCAACAUAGUAGCUAAAAAUAAGUCAUUACAGCAACAUAGUAGCUAAAAAUAACGGUAUGCUGCUGCACGGCACAGUAACAACUCUUACUGCACCAUCAUUGAUGGCUAAUGAUGGUGCAGUAACACCGGCACCGUAGAGACGUGUAGAUGCACCCAGUAACUUACAAAAUUGUGCCCAGUAUCAAUGGAAAACACUACAGGAAAAAUUAUCUCAUUUGCAACAGAGCAAAAGGUAAUUUUCCUUGCAGGUUAGGAAUGCCCUAGCCAUGCAGUAGCAUUCUGAGAGUAUGUCCACACUACCUCAGUACUGUCUCAGGGAGCACUGGAGUGACUGACGUCCUGCAUGCUACCUCCCAAGCCUGAAGCAACGCAACAACUUUAGUGUGAGAAACUGGCAGCUACUUGCUGGCACAGACAUACCGCUAUAGUUCUCAGUUACACUGGCAUGAAUCCAGAAUCAAUUUUUGUCUGUGUUAGGCAUCUGAGCUGGCUACAGCCAUUAUUAGCCAGGCAACAUUAUGGCUACAUCAGUGCAAAUUUCUUGUGGAGGUUAAACCAGUUUUCUCUCCCAGGAUCAUUUAUGGCUUCUAAUGUUAGUACAGGUUAAAUGAAGAGAUCUUUGUGUGUGGUGGCCUAAUCCUAGAUCCAUAAACGAGCUUUUUUAUUUUUCAACUUGCAAAUGUUUAUAUGUUAAAAGCUGCAGCUGUAGCACCUUUUUUUUUAAUUUUGUCCUCCUACUUUAUGUUCUGUAUUUAUUUGGUUUAGAAAGAUGGCAGUGAAUCAUCCCUAAAUGUUGUUGUUCUACAAAAUGACAAAUUGACUACCUGUUGUGGUCUAAUAGACUGCAACAAUUAGAAGUUGGUGGAUAAUAAUGCCCCAGAUCAUCUCUGUUUAUUAAUCUUUUGGGGUAGGAAUGUGUAUUUGAGCACAUCCAGUAGCAGGGCAUUAUGUUCAUUAGUCUAGAUCCUCAGGUUCAAUAUUGUCAUCAAUGGAAUUACAACAGUUUAUAUCACCUAAGGAUCUAGCUCAAUAAAACUAAAUUUUAAGCUUUUGAACUCUUCCCUUAUUUUAUUUUAUCUUCCCUUUGUUAUACACGAGUUGUUAGUACACAUACAAGAUCUGCGCUUCUAAAAUCACGUCUCUUCCUUUUAUUUUUCCAUGUAGUGAAGUAGAAGCAUUCUGUGGCAAUUAUUAUAUUGAAAAUGAAGCAAACCGUACAUCUUCCACAAAGCCUGUGGAACUUUAAAAUCUGAACCUGGUUCUGUAAUUACAGCUCAUCCCAAACUCUACAGAUCUGAACCUAAGACCUAUCUUUCAAUCUUCCAAACACUAGGAAGUAUAAAUUCAGACCUGGACUUCAUGCGUGGCACCUCUCUCCAGUAAUUAUGUUUCCUGGGAGUAUUAACACCGUCAGAAGAUAAUGUGCUUUGUAUUUAUUAGUUUUCUGUCAAACCACCUCCAAGUAAGCAAAAUCAUGACAGACAAGCAGUUCUCCAAAAGGAAACAGAAUGUGUAUUGGACAGCCAAAAGGCUAUGAUGCAUCCUUUCCUGAGUCCCUAACUACUGAAGUGGGUUAGUAGGAAGAAUUGCUGAAGUUUGUGUGUAAAUAUUCUGUUCUUCUACAGAAUCUCCAAAAUAGGGAGAGUUAUGCCACACAUUUUUAAUUAUUCAGUAAUUUAGUUUGUUUAUACCAAUUUUUGCAAUGAAUGAUAAUCCUCUCUCAUGAAUGGGACAAGCUAAUUAGAAAACAAUUAUAUUUGUGGAGGAUUCUAAAAUUUGAAAUUUAUACAAGAUAUAAACUAUUUAUAUGAGCUAAAAAGUACACAAAGGUAUUAUAUGUCUUAGAUUUAUUAUACAGAUUAAUACAAAAGAAAAGAUGAUACAGCUUAAUGCAAUGCUACAUUUAGCCUCUACAUUGAUUCUUCUUUUUCACAAGUUUUAAAUCUGUGCAGCUUCAUGGAUGUUAUUGGAUUUAUUCCUGGUUUUUACUCACAUAAGUGAGAAGAUCAUUGGAUACAGAGUUUUUUAAGCUUGAGUGAUUUUUUUUUUUUAGAUAAUUUCUAAAGAGCACAAUUAAUGUUUUCAGUCCCCAGCCAUAUAAACCAGAACUAAAAAGCAAAUAUUUGAUUGCCAUGUAAACAGGAGUUAUCCUAAAUUAAACUUAAAAGUAGAACAUCUCCCUUGUCACUGUGCCCAGCAGUGACAUUUAUAUGAUAAGAAUUUAUCAUAUUCAAUCAUCUUUUUAAAGAAACUAGAAUUAAGUAUUGUGGAAAAUAACCUUUAAAAUGAUUCGUAAGAGUGAAAGCAGCAAAGUGACUCAGAGUAGAUUUAGAACCACUAAAUAAACUGGUCUUGGAUUUUACUCUUGAAUGGGUUCUCUCUACCUUUAGUGCUCUUUAAAAACAGGUAUGUAGUGAAAGCCUUGAUGUCAGUAGCAAAGGACCAAUUUAUUUCAGUGGAAUCAAGAUUUCAUUCUUGCAUGUUAUGUGCCUGAGCAAAGGGUAGAGUUACUCCUAUUAGUGUGAUAUGUUUUUCUAACUGCAUCUUCUUUCACUAUUUACCAUUUGAUGGAAAUAUUAGUAAUUAGGGAAGUUUUAUGGGAUCUCAGUAGACUGAGAGUUUUGAGAUUUAUUUAGAUCAUUUUCUAGGGUGAGCGCCCUUGCAAGCACUUGAAACAAAAUAAAAGCUUUUGUCUCACAUCAGAGUUGGUUUUGAAAAAAAUAAAAUUAUUGUAAGGUAAUAUGACUAUUCCUCAAUGUCAGACUUGGAUUCUAAAGAUGUCUCAUUUUUUAUCAUCACAUUUUCCAUUUGAAUAGAAAUGUACAGGAAAAUUCACUGUUUACAGCAGAGUUGUUAUCUAAGUAUCUGAAUAUAUACAUUUCCAGUUAGAUACUUCAUUUAUUUAAUCUGGGGUGUUUUCAAUUAGGUGUUUAGCUAUAAAAUUAAUGUGUAAUAUACAACAAUAAAAAUGUACAGAGAUACCUUUAGAUGUAACAAUUUAAACCAUUCAUAUUCAGAAAGCUAAGAUAACACAUUUAAAUAUAUACAAACUAUUGCCAUUUUGGUUUCAGCUGAAUUUCUACCUGUGCAUAACACUGACUCUCCUUUUAAAGACAAUAACCAGCAGUAUCAUUCUGUGGAAUUUUAGCUCCAUUCAAUGCCUGGUAUUUCAAGUGGCACGACUGUAGAAAAGUAGUAACUUUAAUGUAACUCAUGUAUUGUUUUCAUUCAGUGACUGUACUUGUAUACUUUAGGGGGUAUACCCUGACAUAUGUUCUUGCAAAUAACACAACUGAAUUUCUGAUCACAAAAUAAUCUUCCAUAUUUAGGGGAACAACAAACAGCAUUGCUUAAUUAAACUUCUAUUUUAGUUAUUGUGAAAAUGUCUUAUGAUCUUUAGGGUUUGUUUUUCUUUCUUCAUUUUUUAUUAAAAUUAUUUUGUAAAUAUUGUUUUCUACAUUUAAUUCUUUGGAAAUAUUCCUACUUUGUAAUGGUUACUUAAAUGUGAAAAUGACAAAGUUGCUUUAAGGUACCAACUAUAUAUAGUCAGUCUCACAGACAACCUGUCCUGUUAUUUGUGCAGUUCCAGUCAGAUCAUAUCAAAGGUUUUCUGGGAACCUAACUGGCUAGCAAUCAGUUGUCAUUCUAAAUGUUUCCCAUUUUUGUAACAUAUAAAGAAACUGUAUUUUAAAAUUAGGACUAGAAUUAUUUCCCUAUUACAGUAAGGGCAAAAAGCAAAGAUCAGAAAUAAAAAAGGAUUCUUAAUAUCAUGCCCAAUCAGUAUUUUAUCCCUUUUUUCACUUAAAUAAGGAUCAGGAGUGGUACUACAGUAUAUUUGUGUAAUUCGGUUGCCAUGGAUAUAGCCAUUGGGCCUUGUUUCAAAAUCCUUGUCCAGGCAAAGCUGCCAUUGAGAUCAGUGAGAGCUUCACCUGAGUAAUAUCUGUUAUAAUCAUGUCAAUUAUUUCAUUAAGCAGGAAUUUCUGUUGGCUAGAUCUGGGGAAGAGAAAAAAAAGUGGAUGUAUAAUACUCAUUUAUGUAUGUUUAGCUGCUUAUAGAUAUCUGGGCAUGAGUAAAAAUUUGAACUAAACCCUUGUAGAUGCUGCUGGUGCUUCUAAGCUUUAUUACCUAUGUAAAUUAUGUACAAACAACUAUUUCCAUAUGAAAUGUACCAUUUUAGGUUAGAACAAAGAUAGUAAAUAACUGUACAAAGUUUGAUACUUAGAACAUAAAACAGUGGUUGGAGCUGUACCCACUUUUUAACAACACUGCCGGAUUCAGUAGUAGAAAAUGUUGUUGUGAAUAUACCUUAUAUAAACUACAUCUCCCUUUGCCUCUGUAUAGCAGUAGCUUUGUUUUCUAUGUCAAAACUCAAAAUGAAGCAUGUCAUAAAACUUUUGUUAAAAUCACUUUCAUAAUAAACAUAAAAUUAAAUUUAA